AUGAGCAAUAUGGCUUCAAAUGAUGAUAAGUUGGCUAGCAAAGGAAAGAGCUUAGUCAAAGCUGAAGAUGAUGGCAUUGUUUAUGUCAAAAUUUCAAUCAAAGGUUUGGAUGGACGAGAGUUGUUUUUCAAAGUGAACCAAGAUAAGUUUUUGGUAAGAGCAUUCAAGAAAUACUGUGAAGAGAUGGAGUUGGAAUAUCAUACCAUGCAGUUUUUGCUUGAUGAUGGUCAGAGGAUUAGAGGGGAACAUCAAACACCAAAAAUGUUGAAUGUGGAAAAUGGUGCAGAGAUUACUGCAGCAAAUCCUCAAACUGGAGGUGGGGGUCCAACUCUGUAA
Messenger RNA from Vicia faba (fava bean), 336 nucleotides. Lineage: Eukaryota; Viridiplantae; Streptophyta; Magnoliopsida; Fabales; Fabaceae. The record is from the annotation of a GenBank genome assembly.